Molecule: messenger RNA, 1458 nt
Organism: Macrosiphum euphorbiae (potato aphid)
Lineage: Eukaryota; Metazoa; Arthropoda; Insecta; Hemiptera; Aphididae
Source: the annotation of a GenBank genome assembly
AUGAUUGACGAAGAAUUCCAAUAUGAUGUAAAAGUGAUAAAUGCAUUUAAGAGUUAUGGAGGAACUAAAGUAUUUAAUGGAUUGAACAUGAAUGUGACUUCAGGUUCUAUAUAUGGCCUUUUGGGGCCGAGUGGAUGUGGUAAAUCGACGCUUCUUCAAUGUAUAAUGGGAUCAAUGGAAUUGGAUUCAGGAUGUAUUGCCUUGAAAGCAAUACAUUUAAAAGAUGUGGGAUAUAUGCCUCAAAGUUUAUGUUUGGAAAGCACAUUGACCAUAAGAGAAACCUUUGAAUACUUUGGUACACUUUACAACAUGAACAAGAAAGACAUCAAGUUAAAAAAAGACGAGCUUGUUGCAUUCUUACAGUUACCAAAUUUGAAUCGUUUGAUAAAAGAUAUAAGUGGUGGCCAAAGUAGAAGAGUAUCUCUUGGUGUUUGCUUAUUGCAUAAUCCUAAGCUUAUUAUAUUGGAUGAACCUACGGUUGGAAUUGAUCCUUUACUAAGACAAGAAAUUUGGAAAGGGCUUUUAAAGAUGGUCGUAGAACAACAUAAAACAAUCAUAAUAACUACUCAUUAUAUCGAAGAAGCAAAUCUAGCUAAUCGUAUUGGUUUAAUGAGAAAUGGAGUACUGGUAGAAGAAGGAGCUCCUGAGGACAUUAUUUCCAAAUAUGGAGCAGAUUCGUUGGAAACAGCUUUUUUAACCCUAUGUUCUAAUCAAGAUGCAAAUAAAGCACCAUUAGUAUAUUUUGAUAAAAUUCCUACAAAAGUUCAAAACACGGGUAAGAUGCAGUCAACAAAAUUAAUGGAAGCUGGUAAAAAAGUUAAUUUUGUAAGAAUUAAAGCUUUGUUUAAAAAGAAUAUUCAUGCAUUAUAUCGUGAUUACUGGUUAUUGUUUACCGUGUUCCUUCUUCCCAUCAUACAAACCACCAACUUUUGUAAUAGUAUUGGCGGAAAUUUUAAAGGAAUGGAAGUAGCAAUACAAAAUGAUGAAAUUAGUAUAAAUGAUUGCAAAUAUUUAAACUCCAGUAAAUGCAUUUUUGAAAAUAUUUCAAGUCAAACAAUGAGUUGCGUUGCUAUAAACUAUCUUGCGUCACUUGACUAUACAUUAGUUGAAGUCAAAGAUCGUUAUACUGGUGAAAUGCUCGUGAACAAUAGCAAAUUUUUAGCAUUUAUACAUUUUCCAAAGAGCUAUACCCAAGACUUGAUCAUGUAUAUUGACCGUAAUGAUGACUAUGGUAUGCAAUCGCUGGCGUACAUGCAUUUUGCAAAACAUAAUAUGUUGUUUAAAAAUCAAAUAUUGUUGGAUGUAACAAAUGCAAUGCAUUAUCUAAUACAGACAACUUUAUAUAGUUGUUCCAAUAAUCCAAAAGUAGCUACUUUGCCAAUGGAGAUCAAUAUAUUAUAUGGAAAGGAUGUGAAAUAUCACGGUAACAGUACAGCGGCGAUUUUCCUAGCAAUGUGA